This is a messenger RNA of Procambarus clarkii (red swamp crayfish), 474 nucleotides long. The record is from RefSeq and is a predicted model, not a curated record. NCBI's taxonomy places the organism in Eukaryota, Metazoa, Arthropoda, Malacostraca, Decapoda, Cambaridae.
AUGGCAGUGUUGAAGGAGGAGUUGUGCACACGUCAGGACCGAGGGAGGCGAGGACAGGCGCGUAUCUGCUGCUGGUGGCGUGAAUGUAGCGCCCCUGGGGACCGCCACAGCGCCCCUGGGGACCGCCACAGCGCCCCUGGGGACCACCACAGCGCCCCUGGGGACCGCCACAGCGCCCCUGGGGACCGCCACAGCGCCCCUGGGGACCGCCACAGCGCCCCUGGGGACCGCCACAGCGCCCCUGGGGACCGCCACAGCGCCCCUGGGGACCGCCACAGCGCCCCUGGGGACCGCCACAGCGCCCCUGGGGACCGCCACAGCGCCCCUGGGGGCCGGCACAGCGCCCCUGGGGACCGCCACAGCGCCCCUGGGGGCCGCCACAGCGCCCCUGGGGACCGCCACAGCGCCCCUGGGGACCGCCACCAUUACCGGGUCGUGGGCAUGAACAAUCCGGAGACAUUAGCUGUGUUUUGA